UACUAUUGUGAUCAAAAAAUAGUCAGACUUUCAUUUAAAAAUUUAAAUCGUGUGAGCUUAUUGAAACGAUUUAAAUUUUUUUUUUUUUUGUUAAGUUGGUAACAUUAUGAAACAUCUAUGUCAAACUUUAUGUUAAUAUCUGCAACAGUUGUUGAGAUUCGCUCGUUUAUUUUAACCUAAAAAAGUGCUUUCGGCAAUAUUCAGAAUGUGUGAAAGAAUUCAGCGCAGAAUUUGUAUUUUAAUUUUGCUACAAAAAUGGAAUUUUGGCUUCCGACACAUUGUAAAUGUUAUGAAGGGUCUUUGGAGAUAAUACACUGGCCAGAGCAAGUGUUUUUGAUUGGUAUCAAUUAUUCAAAGAAGGCAGAGAACGCGUUGAAGAUAUGUUGAACGUCCUGGGUGUCCUUCGAAUGAAGGAUUAUUGUUAAUGAGUUAAUGAGAUAACUCGUCUUGAGCUCUUUCCUAUUUAAAAAGCUCAUGCGAUUUAACUCGUCUCGAGCACGACAAGAACAAAAUAAUUUGACGAGUAUACUCGCGCAGAGCACCGAAAAGGUUAAUUUUAAUACAGUACCAUGAAAAAAUUGACUUAAGGAUUAAUAAAGGAUUAAAUAAAUAAAGCGUUCGACUCGUCUCUCGAACGAUACAAAACGCAACAUAUAAAUCAUUAGUUAAAAACGAUCGAAUAAUUACCAACCACCGGAUAUUUCCUCGAAAACCUCUCGCGUAAUCAUCCAAGAACCGCACAUCUUUCGGUAACACUAUCGUAGAAAACUCGAAGGACAGGACUCGAAGGAUAGUCGUUGAUCAUCCCGAUGCAACUCACCGUUGCGUCCUCGGUGCUGCCACUUCCUCGUGAGACUAUCCCUGCGCUAUUUUUUCCCCUGACAAUCUUUAAUCUUCCAAUUCGUUGUACGCGUGAACGGAUAAACAAAUCUUUGAACUUUACGAUGGAAAGAGAGACGAACGAACAAACGAACGAACGAGCGAACGAACGAUUGACGGAUCGGGAAAGCUCGAUCUAAGCGCACCUACGAACGAGGAGUCCGUGACUGGUGCGUGGGCGGACUGGCGAGUCUCGUGGUUUCGAAAGUAUCGACCAACCGGCGUGAAAUCGUAAAAUGGUCCCAACGAUGGAUUGGCCGAGGAAACCGCGGAAAGGCGGCGACCAAUGUUUCUCUGUCUUCGAAAAGGAUUCCAACCGCCAGUGAUAAUCUCUGAGCCUAAGCGGCUUCGUCGGCGACCAAUCGAGAAGAUCCUCUCGGCUGGCACAGGGCCGCCAUGCUGCUCCCGCAGGUUCCUAAUUUAGAGUUCAAUUAGCGCCUCCGGAGCACAGGAGAACCGUACCGUGGCAUCGAUUGGACGGUUCUUCGGAGGGAACCGUCGCGGAACGAAAGAAAAAAAAAAGACAUCGAACGAAGACGACGAUACGUCAGCGGUGAGUCUUCGAACGUCUCGUCCUCGCCGACUAGUGUGAAAUAUCGCGCCCAAGUGUUACGAGCACGACCACGCGGCCGCGGGACCGAAUAGUCGAGACUAUUCAACGAAUACGUCCGUCACCGACGCUUUCCGUCCAUUCUGCCUCCUUUCCCACGUUCCGUUUCCCUAUCCUUGAAAAACAAUUCCCUCCUCGAUUAGUCUGGUUUUCCGUAAAAUUCGAUCGAGAAUAACCAAAGGAAGAACCAGAGUUAUUCUUCAAAAUUUUCCGCUUUCAAUCCUUUCUAUCAGUUCAGUCCUCGAGUGGUAACAAUUUUGACGUUUCUUCUCUUUCUUCUAUAGGAACGAUCGUCCCCUUUCCCUUACUUUUCUUACUUCCUUCACCUAGUCGAUUCGCGAGCCCUUGGAAUUGUCGAUAUACAAGGAUUAGAGAAGAUACAGAGCUAAGCAAAAAGAGCGUCAAGUCUGUUCCGAGACUCGGUUGCAGAGGCGAACGAGUCGGAAGAUAGUCGAGGAACAGGGACCAUGCAGCCAGCAGUGGCGACUAAGCCUGGUUCACCGACGCAUUCGUCCUGUUGCGAAAGGGAACGGGAAAGAGAGGCUCGCGAAGAUCGCGAACGCGAACGUGAACGCGAUCGCGAACGCGAACGUGAAUGCGAACGCGAACGCAGCACCGUUGGACGACAAGGACAAGCGACUCCCGACGACGAUCGCGAGGAACAGAACGAAGAAAGGCAGGCGAUAUCGGGCCAGAAUAUCGCCGCUAUGACUAUCGGCCGAAGUCAGGGAUUACCUUUGUCCCUGUCCCUCGAGGACAGGGAUUUGUGGACCAAGUUCCAGUGUCUCACCAAUGAAAUGAUCGUCACGAAGAACGGGAGACGAAUGUUUCCAGUUGUCAAGAUAGUCGCGCGGGGAUUAGAACCAAAAGCCAUGUACACUCUUCUUCUUGAAUUCGUCCAAGUGGAUCCGCACAGAUGGAAAUACGUGAACGGCGAAUGGGUCCCAGGUGGAAAGGCGGAAGUCGCUCCACCGAAUCCGAUUUACAUCCACCCGGAGAGUCCGAAUUUCGGAUCCCAUUGGAUGAAGGAGCCGGUGUCGUUCGCCAAAGUGAAGCUGACGAACAAAUCUAACGGGAACGGACAGAUUAUGCUCAACUCGCUGCACAAAUACGAGCCACGUGUUCAUUUAGUGCGCGUGGACGCAGUGGAGCAACGAACGGUUCUUACGUACCGAUACCCUGAGACACAGUUCAUAGCAGUGACGGCUUAUCAGAACGAGGAAGUGACGAAUCUGAAAAUCAAAUACAACCCUUUCGCUAAAGCGUUCCUCGAUGCCAAGGAAAGACCUCCCGAUCCGCAGACUUAUCCCCAAUACACAGGUGCUUGGUUUUUACCACAACCUGGUAUGGGCUACGAGUACAACACCGCUACAGCGAUCGCAGCUGUCCAGAAUCAAGCGUCAGCGACAGUCAAUAAUCAUCUCUCGAAUACGUGCACAAUUUCUACGGUUGGCCAUAGAAAUACUUGCAGAUCGACGCCUUACACGCUCAGGCAUAAGUACAUUCAAGAUGAACAAAGGACGGAUCCGUACAGUCCAGUACAGCUGUUACACUCGACGGCGUAUGUGACAGCAUCGGGAUGGUCAUCGCGAAGUCCGGAAUCUCUUCAAAACCCAAGUCCGGCAUGUUUGCCGCCUAGCCAAGAAUGGGCAACGUCGCCUUCGCCAUCGCCAACUUCUACCUCGCAUGGAAUAUUCGGCAGAAACAGUUUGGGAACACCCUCGUCGACUACAGCUACGGCUACCGCAACGGGAUGCGCUUUCUACGUACCGACCAACGUAUCUUCAGUUCCUCAAGAACACGGUCAUUGCACGGACACUUCGACUUGGAUUCACCCCACCACCCUUUCGGAACAACAACACCAACAGCAACAAUCUUAUUUAAACUUGAAUCUACACUUGCAUCACCAGAUGUCAUCGUACGGUCCAGUUUCACACGGCGGCUUGCAUCACUCUUUGCAUCCAAACGGGAUGGACGGCACGGUUCCUCCGGUCGACGAAUACGUUCACGAGUAUCAGGCGACACCUGUCCAAUCAACGACACCGGACCGUCAUCAGCAACACCAUCAUCCUCAAAUGCUGCAUUUACAACCGAUUCAACAGACCGGAACUGUAUCUCCUGUCAGCGUAGAAUACGAUACUCCUCCGAAGGAGCAUCAUAUACCGGUCAGUUACCCCGAUCAAAAUACGAAUACGCUAAAUGAUGUACAGUCGGAAGAGAACAGAAGAUACUUGACAACGGUUAUCGAUAGACAUCACCAUCAAGAGUCAGACAUUCCAACAAACGAUCAUCAAACCGCCGCUUGGACACCAUUGACACCACCGCCUGCUCCCCAAACUACGGCGAUUUGAUUCAAGUAUGUGAUACAACUGCGACUAGUUUUAUUUAUACUACUUAGCUACCUAGCUAUUCGGACGUUUCUACAUUUCUUUUUAUAGUUAGACGAUUAAACGGAAAUUAAAACCGACGCGUAAAAUAAAUAUCAAAUUGUACACAGUGUCCGUUUAAGUGCAAUACGAAUAGUACGAUAGACUUUUACUUGGACAACCCUUAUACGACCAGACCUUUCAGCCGAAAAAACGAAUGCCAAUUAUCGUUUAUCGGUUCUUCCUACAAAUAAUCUAUGCAUGCAUAUGUAUAGGAACCUAUACUGUAUCUUCGUUUUUAACAACACCGAGAGAAACAGCUUUAACGAUUCAACGAUACUUCCAAAUUAAAUAAAUAAUUUGGCCAAGUACUUAAAGUAUGCAUUCGCAUAUACAAUUGCGCAGACAGAUUAACAAAUUCGGAUAAAUACGAUCAACGAAAAUGUUCUUUAUGAUAAAUUUAUACGACUAAUGAAAAUGUAAUAUUUAUAUAGCAUAAAGAAAUGGUAAAGAUCUACUUGUACCACAUAAAAACGUUAAUUUAAUGAUAUGUGUGCUGUAAACGAAAUCGAAAUUCAAAAUAAAAUUAACGAGAGAAAGACUGUUUAAACGAUUACUGGGAUGAUAAGAUAAAAAAAUACAUUUAGUCGGACAAAAAGGAAUGAUCGCGUAAUGUGUCGAUGAUCUAUUUACCGACAGACUGUUUUUAUCUGAAGAUAGAUUAUCUGAAAAUGCGAUCGGUCGAAAUAGGGCCGAGUAACCGAAAGUCUACCGUACGUAUAGAUAUAUCAAAUUAUCGUUAAGUAUAGAAUACAACACACAAGAUCGAGAUACGAAAAUUACAUUGAUACCACGCGAUAGAAGAGAAAUAGCGUUUAACGUUUCUAAUGGGAUUAAUUAAACGGUUUGUACAUUUUAUUUUACAAACUGUUUCAAUAGUAAUCGAUGUGUUUUGCAAUCGAUUAUCGGCAUCAAUU
Hylaeus anthracinus is the source of this 4832-nucleotide messenger RNA. It is a transcript of the gene byn, whose product is annotated as T-box transcription factor T. Gene Ontology annotation, molecular function: RNA polymerase II cis-regulatory region sequence-specific DNA binding; DNA-binding transcription factor activity, RNA polymerase II-specific. NCBI's taxonomy places the organism in Eukaryota, Metazoa, Arthropoda, Insecta, Hymenoptera, Colletidae. The record is from RefSeq and is a predicted model, not a curated record. Gene Ontology annotation, biological process: positive regulation of DNA-templated transcription; cell fate specification; mesoderm formation. The transcript has 6 exons. Gene Ontology annotation, cellular component: nucleus. The coding region runs from base 1957 to 3840 and encodes 627 amino acids.